AUGAAAGGGCUCAUCUCAUGCUUCUCAUUCGUAAAACAAGCCAAAUUAGAGAUCAUUUUUAGCAAAAUGAAGUUAAUACGUAUGUUUGUAAUUUUUUUGUUGUACAUAUCUGUUGUUACUAGUCUUCCCACAAAAAAUCCUAAUAUUUUUCCAAGACCUUUCUUUGGAGGAGGUUUAACCCCUCCAUUCGGGUCACCACCAAGCUUCCAAUGGCCUCAUUUCCCUGGUUCUCCUUCUGGAGGAUCACCACCAAGUCCACCAUCUUUUCCAUCGUGGCCACAUCCGUUUUUCCCAAGUCCUUUUGGAGGCUCAUCCCCAAGUCCUGCUGGAGGCUCACCUGCUUUCCAAUGGCCACUACACUUUCCAUUUCCAAGCCCACCUUCGGGAGGCUCAUCGCCAAGCCCCCCAGCUGGAGGCUCACCUGCUUUCCAAUGGCCCCCACAUUUUCCAUUUCCUAGCCCACCUUCUGGAGGCUCAUCACCAAGUCCGCCUGCAUUUCAAUGGCCACCACACUUUUCAUUUCCAAACCCACCUUCUGGAGGCUCAUCGCCAAGCCCCCCUGCUGCUGGAGGUUCACCUGCCUUCCAAUGGCCCCCACAUUUUCCAUUUCUAAGCCCACCUUCUGGAGGCUCCUCACCAAGCCCACCUGCUUUCCAAUGGCCGCCACACUUCCCAUUUCCAAGCCCCCCUUCUGGAGGCUCAUCGCCAAGUCCCCCAGCUGCUGGAGGCUCACCUGCCUUCCAAUGGCCUCCACAUUUUCCAUUUCCUAGCCCACCUUCUGGAGGCUCAUCACCAAGUCCGCCUGCAUUUCAAUGGCCACCACACUUUUCAUUUCCAAGCCCACCUUCUGGAGGAUCUUCACCAAGCACUCCAGCCUUCCAAUUUCCGAAGAUUCCAGGAUUCCCAGGCACACCACCAAGUGCUCAAUCUGCUCCUCCAACAAAAGCUUGAUUAGUUUAAGUUUAUUUUUUGUUUCUUGAUUAGUUUUAGUUUUUUUUUUGUCAGGUUGAUUAGUUUUAGUUUGUUUGCAGUUUUAGAUAUUAUUAGGUUUAGGGUUUAUGCUUUACUACGAGUACGUUAAUAAUGAUGUUCACGUUUUGUGAAUUUUCAGUUAAAUAAAAACAUAUUUUAGUAUUAUCUAUAAAUAUAUCUCCACACAUACAUACGA
Humulus lupulus (European hop) is the source of this 1168-nucleotide messenger RNA. Its product is annotated as vegetative cell wall protein gp1-like. The transcript has 2 exons. NCBI's taxonomy places the organism in Eukaryota, Viridiplantae, Streptophyta, Magnoliopsida, Rosales, Cannabaceae. The record is from RefSeq and is a predicted model, not a curated record. Bases 1 to 951 code for a protein of 316 amino acids.